Molecule: messenger RNA, 1316 nt
Organism: Neltuma alba
Lineage: Eukaryota; Viridiplantae; Streptophyta; Magnoliopsida; Fabales; Fabaceae
Product: transcription factor MYB52-like
Exons: 2
Coding region: 118-1071 (317 amino acids)
Biological process (GO): regulation of DNA-templated transcription
Cellular component (GO): nucleus
Molecular function (GO): RNA polymerase II cis-regulatory region sequence-specific DNA binding; DNA-binding transcription factor activity, RNA polymerase II-specific
Source: RefSeq, a predicted model, not a curated record
AACCAACCCCCUGCCCCCCUCCACUUUCUUAUAUAUCUUCUUUUGGACUUCUCUCUCUCCAGUGCUUCAUCUUCAAGUUUAAUUCUUACACCAAUUAGCUAAUAGCUUCCCCUUUCCAUGGAGGAUUCUUCUUCAUCUGCAGUCGAGGACACCAAGACUUGCCCUCGCGGUCACUGGAGACCCUCCGAGGAUGAGAGACUCCGGCAACUCGUUCAACAAUACGGUGCCCAGAACUGGAAUUCAAUCGCCGAGAAGCUCCAAGGAAGAUCAGGGAAAAGUUGCAGAUUAAGGUGGUUUAAUCAGCUUGAUCCUAGGAUUAACAGAAGGCCAUUUACAGAAGAGGAAGAAGAGAGGCUACUGGCAGCUCAUCGCAUCCAUGGGAAUAAGUGGGCACUCAUAGCAAGGCUUUUCCCAGGUCGUACUGAUAACGCUGUGAAGAAUCACUGGCAUGUUAUAAUGGCGCGCAAGCAAAGAGAACAAUCUAAGUUAUGCGGGAAGAGAAGCUUCCAAGAAGUUUAUAACUACAAUGAUUCUAAUUACAGUAGUUCCUCCAAGAAAAUUGCAUCAAAUUCUUAUCAAGGCGUGUUAAUUAGCUCCAGAAUGAAUGGGUUAGAGAAUGCCAGAUUCUUUGAUUUUCGUAACCUUGAUCAUAAAGAUAGAAUAUUUGCGGAUUCUCCCUCCACUUCUUUGGCUUCCUGGAGUUUUGCAACCUCCUCAUCAAACGGUUCUCCUGUUGUGGAUUCAUUUAGAAGAGAAGGCAGAGAUUUCUUCAAUUCUCACUCCAAUCACUACAUAUCAGAAAUACCCAAAGGUUCCGAUAGGUUUCAUUGCAGAAUUUAUCCGAGUUCUUCAGCAAAUUACAGGAGAGUCGUUCCAUCAAGUGCUUUUGGUCUUUUUGGUUCCAAUGAUGAUGGAAAGACAAAGAGGGACCUUACCAAUUUCUGUGAUAGCACAGCAUUCACCAAGUUACGUGCUUCUACGGAUCAGCGAGCGCAAGAAGAUCACGAACCAAUUGAACACAAAGAAGUUCCUUUUAUUGAUUUUCUUGGCGUGGGUGUCUCUUCGUCAUAACAAAGCAGUAUAGUACAGUAUAUGUUAAGUUCAUGAGGAAACAUGAGACCAGCUUCGUAGUUUUGAUUACGUAACUUGAGCAUUUCAUUCUCUCUUUUUUAUAAUAUGCAUGUGGACUUAUUAAUUUAAUUGUAAGCCAUGUAGGAUGUAAGGGUUCUCGUUUUCUAGAUCCUGCGUGCAGGGCGUAGUCAGGAACCCAAACUUUUCGUUUGCAUGAAAUAUUAUAAGCAGGUCUCUUCUUGUUC